Messenger RNA from Amblyraja radiata (thorny skate), 1210 nucleotides. RefSeq lists its product as uncharacterized. The record is from RefSeq and is a predicted model, not a curated record. The coding region runs from base 74 to 1210 and encodes 378 amino acids. Gene Ontology annotation, biological process: ubiquitin-dependent protein catabolic process; protein polyubiquitination. The transcript is spliced from 8 exons. NCBI's taxonomy places the organism in Eukaryota, Metazoa, Chordata, Chondrichthyes, Rajiformes, Rajidae. Gene Ontology annotation, molecular function: ubiquitin protein ligase activity.
GGCCUCCGUUGCCAUGGGAGCGGGCGCCGUCGGUUGGGGACAGUGAGAGGCCUCGGCGCCGCCGGCCGCCAUCAUGGACGACUGCGACCUGAAGAAGCUGGUGGUGUCUCCCGGCACCCUGGAGCCUCCCUUCCAGCCCAAGAUCACCCAGUACAAGCUGACAGUGGGCGUGGAGGCGCUGAAGGCCACCGUGAACGCGAUGCCCAGCGGCAACGGGGCCUCGUACCAGAUCCUGGGUGCUGCUGGGAGUAAAUCUGUUCCCCUUAAAGAAGGUGUAAAUAAAAUUAUAAUUGAAGUUGCAGCUGAGGAUGGAACUCUGAAGCAAUAUAUAGUAGAGGCAACCAAGCUUACCGCCAGCACUCCAUUGCUAAGUGGACUGAAAAUAGCUGAAAAUUUGCCGCUUGAUCCUGCGUUUUCAAUGUCUGUGUAUGAAUAUACAUGUACAGCACCAAUCCAUAUGACCUCUGUAAUUGCUCAGCCAACAGUGCCAGACAAUAAUAUGGCAGUUAUUGUUAAUGGGUCAGAUGUCAGUAACCCGGUGCAGCUAUUAAUGGGAAAUACCAAAGUUGAAGUGAAUGUUACAUCAGCAAAUGGCACUCAAUCCCAGAUAUAUCGGAUUAUUGUUGUUCACGCACGCUUUCCAUGGUCCAUCACUUUUGCGCAUCCAAGUGAUGCUGCUGAGUUUGAGUGCCCUAUAAUCCUCAAGGCUUUCUACCAGCCAGUCUCUAUCAAAGGAAGUGAUCACAAGCACAUUUUCUCAGAAUCAGUUGUUAAAUUCCUCACUCGAAAGACAAUGUGUGAUCCUAUCGAUGAAACUCCCUUUGCUCAAGAUUGGUAUGUCCCAGAAUACGAAUUGGACAGAAGAAUGAUGGAUGCCACUAUUUAUUGUUGCUUCAAAUAUCGAGGUUGUCCAAAUGCGAUGGCACUGUCAGAACUCGGCACCCAUAUACAGCAGUGUUCAUUCCGGCCACCAGCAGAAUUGGAUGCUAAGGACGUUACAGGGACUUCAUGGUAUCAAACCGAAUUUGGCCUCACACCAAAGCUAAAACAUGCGAUAAAACAUUCUGUAGAGGCGCGUAACUGGGAAAAGAAUCUUCGAGAUCAAGUUCAUGGAGAUAAUGCUGCCAUGCUCUCCAGCGAUGCCGAGAAUUUCAUAAAAACAUACAGAGCAAUGGUUUCCAAAUCAGGCACGUUUUGUGACGUUCCAUGA